Molecule: messenger RNA, 2277 nt
Organism: Guillardia theta CCMP2712
Lineage: Eukaryota; Cryptophyceae; Pyrenomonadales; Geminigeraceae
Exons: 5
Coding region: 1-2277 (758 amino acids)
Molecular function (GO): protein binding
Source: RefSeq, a predicted model, not a curated record
AUGAUCACUGCAGUGUUGCUGAUCGUUCUGUCUUUACUGCCGAGUGACAACAUCGCCGGCAGUCAUGCAAGACAGAGACCUUGUUCGCUCCAGCUACACACCCUGUGGGCUCCUCCGAUUCAUCCAAGAACUCUCGGUUUGAGGGGAGGCCUCCUUGAGUGCUGCCCUGAAUAUCCUAAAGCAUCUUCGGGAGAUGGAAGCGAGGAAGGAGUAGAAGACGUCGACGCGCUUCCGGACUCGUACGAUGAAGGCGAUGAGGGAGAGGUCGAUGGCUCGGACGAUGCGAGGGACGGUGACGAGGCCUCCGAAGUAGAUCACCUGCAACGGAUGCUGCAACAGGUCUUGAAGUCAAACUCAAGCGCUGAAUUUCAACAAGCAUUAGACGAGCACCCGGGGCCAGGCUUUGAGAAGCAUAUGCUUCUUGAAGACAAGGAAUACCCCGGCUUGCCCAAGGAGGGCGACGAUGUCUUCUUUCAUUUCCAGGUCUUGUUCAAUAACUCUGUCACUUUUGAUUCGGCUCGUCAAAACUACACACCCAUGACAGCUAUCCGCAUGCACAUGGAAGAAGAAAGGCUUUCAGUCCCAAUAGACGUCACCCCAGUGAGCCUCUCCCCAGUGACAGAUCCGACCUGCAGGCUCUCGCUGGCGCUGAACCCAGUGAAGUUCUGGCACUCAGCUCUUUCAAGUAUGAGACGAGGAGAGAAAAGCCUCUUCGCACUGCAUGGUUAUAACCUUGAAGACCUGUUUGUCAACACGUCGUUCCUGGGAGAACAAGCAGGAAGCGAUUUGGAGCUCAGGAUCACCAUCCAUCUCUUUGAGUUUGGACGCAACGACAUGUUUGGUGAUGGCAGGAUCUUGUUUGAGUGUCUGCAUUGGGGGGGAGGGGAUGAACCCCCAGAGGUCAAUGACGAAGUCUACCUGACGCUGUCCUGGUCCAGCCCAGGGGGUGUGACGAGCAUGGACAGGCUCACAAGGCCCCUGAGCGAUGGCGAGCAAGGAGGAGAGAGUAAGAGAGGUUGGGUCAGGCUGGGCUCCGGUAAGUGGCCUCAAGGGGUUGAGGACGUCAUCACCUCUCGCUUCCACCGCGGCACUCGCGGCCUCGUCCAUGUCUGUCACCUUGACGCUGACGCUGCUUCUUGGGAGGGAGAGAGUCUGAGGAACAAGCAGGCCUGCUCUCCGCUCGUCUUCCCGAUGCCUCCAGUGCCGUUGGAUGGUUGGCCAGCAGGAGACGUCAAGUACCUGCUGCUCCCCCCGCACUUGGCUGCAGCUCAGGUCUGCACUCUCGACAUCACCCUGCACUGCUGGAACAGGGUCCUCCGAGUCCCGCGACUCAUCAGCUCGCUUCCAGCUGGUCAAGCACUCAUGCGAGUCUUCAACCAGUCGGACAUCACGAAGCACUACAUGCUCGAGACUGACCAAGUCCACCUCCUCCUCCAGCAGACUCUCGUCUCUUCGCACCUCCUCUCUCCCCCAGCUCAGCUCAGCUCGCUUGACCUCUCGCCCCUGACCUUCCGCGAGUAUCAAACGCGCGUAGGUGACGGCGAGCUGCCGCUGGCGCUGGAAGCUGCUUUGCUGGAGCUGCAGGGCAUCAGGCACCUCCAGCUGCUCGUUCCCGGGGGCCUGGGGCUCGACAGCGUCGGGGCAGGGGAGGGAGGCAACUUCCAGGAGCAGGCGAGCAGCGGACAAGCGCUCCUUCUCGAAGCUCGAGUACUCCACGUCUCCCCAAGGGAGUGGACCGACGAGCUGGAAGGCGUGCUGGAGCAUGCUCGUCGCAGGCACCAGCAGGGGGUCCAGCUCUACUUGCACAACCUGACGGCGGCAGCACUUGUCAAGUUCUCGUCGGCACUGAAGCUGACGCAGUACAUGCUGCACCACAAUAUGGAGGAGAGGAACAGGGUGGACAUGACGAGCGUGAUGGAGCGCCUAGAGGAAGACUGCCCGAGCAUCUUCAACCUGGGACGCCCCGAGUGCAGGCCGGCAGAGGAGGAGGAUGCGGUCGAAGAGAAUCGACUGAGCGACGAGCUGAAGCGGGAAGUCAAGAAGUUUCACUUCGACCUCCUGCUGAACGCAGCUCAGUGCAUGCUCAAGGAGCAGCAGUGGCAACAGGUCAUCGCGCUGUGCGAUCGCGCAGAAGUCAUCCAGAAGAGCGUGAAGCUUUUCUUCCGCCGUGCAAGAGCGCAUCAAAUGCUGAAGGAUUAUUCGGCGGCAGAAGCAGACCUUCGGGCAGCGCUCGCCAAGUCGCCAGGGAACAAGUUGGUAGAGAGAGAGCUGAGGUAA